Zeugodacus cucurbitae (melon fly) is the source of this 676-nucleotide messenger RNA. Its product is annotated as adult-specific cuticular protein ACP-20. Lineage: Eukaryota; Metazoa; Arthropoda; Insecta; Diptera; Tephritidae. Gene Ontology annotation, cellular component: extracellular matrix. The record is from RefSeq and is a predicted model, not a curated record. The transcript has 2 exons. The coding region runs from base 98 to 556 and encodes 152 amino acids.
GAGCUAUUCGAUAUUAGUCAAGCACUAAACGCAAAUACAGUUAGUAACAACUUUUUUGGUAAUCAUAUAUUUUUUGCAUUUCAAUAAAUUCAUCAUAAUGCAAAUCCUUUCGUGUAUCGCCUUCACCGCUGCUGCACUUUUUGGUGUCGCAUUCGCCGGUUAUGUGCCACAUGAACAUGCCACCAGUUACGCCUCGGUGGUACAACAUACGGAUGGCCAUCAUCAUGCCACACACGGCUAUGGCAGCCACGACAAUUAUCUUCAACAUGCGGGACACGGUUAUGACCACCAUAAUCACCACUACGAACCUCAUCACUAUCCUAAAUACACCUUCGAGUACGGUGUAAAGGACGCACACACCGGCGAUCAUAAAAGCCAAUGGGAGCAACGUGACGGUGAUCAUGUCAAGGGCGGCUAUACCCUGGAGGAAGCUGAUGGUACAACUCGUGUGGUAGAGUACACCGCCGACGAUCACAUUGGCUUCAACGCUGUCGUUAAGAAAAUCGGUCAUUCUCACCAUCCUCAGGUGUAUAAUCACGAAGGCAACCAGUGGUAGCUACUUUGAAAUUAAGCAACAUCAUUGAGCUACAGCACUGAUUAACUGUUAGAUUGUAUAAUCUCCAAACCGAUUCGAUAAAAAUGUGACGCGGCAACACUCGAAAUUGUUUAUAAAAUU